Messenger RNA from Carassius auratus (goldfish), 3348 nucleotides. Its product is annotated as brain mitochondrial carrier protein 1-like. Bases 195 to 1055 code for a protein of 286 amino acids. Gene Ontology annotation, biological process: transmembrane transport. NCBI's taxonomy places the organism in Eukaryota, Metazoa, Chordata, Actinopteri, Cypriniformes, Cyprinidae. The transcript has 9 exons. The record is from RefSeq and is a predicted model, not a curated record.
AGCGUCAAUUGAGUUCCUGUAGUGACACAUGAUGGGGAACUGAAUGCCGUAUGUGCGCUCCUGGAGUUUGACUGCGAAAAGUACAAUAAUACUAAAUAUGUUCAAGACGAUGGAAUCCAAAAUAAAAUAACAGAGGUGACUGAAGCACCAAGCCCUCAGUAGGACUCCAUCAAGCCGAAGGGGCCGCAACAGAAAUGGCAAACCUGAACUGGAAGCCGUUUGUCUAUGGGGGGAUGGCCUCAAUUGUCGCAGAAUUCGGUACGUUUCCAAUUGAUCUCACAAAAACACGGCUCCAGGUUCAAGGGCAGACCCACUGUAUGGAGGUCCGAUAUCGGGGCAUGUUCCACGCUUUGUUCAGGAUUGGUCGUGAAGAAGGCAUCCGGGCAUGGUACUCUGGAAUUUCCCCUGCACUCCUCCGACAAGCUUCCUACGGGACGAUCAAGAUCGGUACAUACAACACACUGAAGAAACUGUUUGUUAGUCGUCCAGAAGAUGAGACUAUGGUGAUUAAUGUGUUUUGUGGUGUUGUGUCUGGAGUUUUGUCAUCCUCUUUGGCAAAUCCAACUGAUGUGCUUAAGAUUCGGAUGCAGGCUCAAGGCAGUCUGUUACAGGGAAGCAUGAUGUCUAAUUUCAUCAACAUUUAUCAGACAGAAGGCACGCGAGGCCUGUGGAGGGGUGUAAUUCCUACUGCACAGAGGGCGGCCAUCGUGGUGGGUGUAGAGCUGCCAGUUUAUGACAUCACCAAGAAGCAUUUGAUUGGAUCAGGCCUCAUGGGAGACACUGUGUUAACUCAUUUUAUCUCUAGCUUCACGUGUGGUCUGGCAGGUGCUUUGGCCUCCAACCCAGUGGAUGUGGUGAGGACACGCAUGAUGAAUCAACGUGUGCUCGCAGGUAACCCUCUGUACAAGGGCACCCUGGACGGACUCAUGCAGACCUGGAAAAACGAAGGAUUUUUUGCUCUCUAUAAAGGCUUCUGGCCCAACUGGCUGCGUCUGGGGCCCUGGAACAUAAUUUUCUUCAUCACCUUUGAGCAGCUGAAGAAGCUUCCAUUGUAGAGUUUGUGAUUUGACUGAACUGUGUGUGUGUGUGCGCGUGUGUGUGUUUGUGUGUGUGUGUCUAGGGCUUCUGUCCUUCAGCAUUUUGCAUCCCUUCACCAUCGCACACAUAUAAGUAUUUUUAUUUAAGAACAUUUAUUUUUUCCUCAUUUGCUUUGUACAUACUUGACCUUUUUAAACACUUGUUGUUGCACCAAAAUCUUUAUUUUUCACUUUUGGCAGCUAUCUUGUCUGACAGCGCCAUGUUCACAGGCCCAGUGGUGAAUAUUUGAGGUAAAGGGCUAUUGUGAAAACUGGAAACCACCAGGCAUAGUUUCACCACACUGGCUUGAGAGUUUGGCAUUAUAGCAUAGAGUUUUGUUACUAAAAACACAUCUGACAUGUGGGGGACGUAAAGCAAUAGUUUAGUGUAGAACUGAAUGCAGUUGGUGAAAAUAACGAAAAAUUUGUGAGGUCCUCACACUCCAAAUUCAAUAUUGUCCUUUAAUUUUAAAUGCUCACAUGUAAACACUGCUUCAGUGAUGAGAAUGUAUUUUGCUUCAUCUGUAGAGUGCAGAUGUGAUUGCCCAUGUUGCAAACUUCUAGACAGCCCAAAAAAAGGAGCUAGUAAGGGGUUCUGUGGCCUCGUAUCCUGUAUCUUUGAGAUCAGUGGGCAUUCUUUGAAACACGAGCAAAUAUCAGUGUAGCUUAAGUCUGUUGUCACGCAAGUGGUCGCAUUUGAUUCAGAAUUGCACAGAAAUUCGGUUGUGUGCAAAAAAACUUAUUUUAUCCCAUAUUAUGUGAAUCGGAAAUGGGUGAGAAGUUGUGACUUCACAAGACUUUAAUGGUUAUCCUUUUAUUUUAUUUUUUUGCAGGGAUGUCUUUAUUGCCAUGUAGAUUUACAUGUGUGUAUGUACUGUGUGUGUGCUUGUGUUCUGAGAAGCACGUGUAAAAUGUCAAAUAUUUUGGCAGCCGUGGAAGUGUGUAAAUACUGCUACUGUAGGAUGGAAUAAAAUAUUAGCAUAAAUAGUUUUUUGUUUGUUUGUUAAUUUUAAGCUAUAUUUUGUGAAAAUGGGUGUCGGUAGCAUUUUUGAGUGCUUGCCUCUUUGCCAAACUGUAAAUGUAUUAAACCAGAACUGCACUGAUGUUGCUGGUUUUUAAAAGUGACACGUUAUUAUUGGGAAAGUACUGUUAGAUAUUUAUUAUUGUAUGCCAUCAUAUUUCAAGCCUUACCACUUCCUGCUUUUAUAUUUAUGCCUUUUGCCGGGUUGUUUUAUGCCUAUUGGUACGCCAGCCAAAUGUGAAGUGUUAUGCUAUAAUUUACUGUCUAUAUUGUUCAGAAUCUUUAAAAUGCAAAUCAAACUGUACUGUAAACUUCUAAGCAAACUUUCUUGUUUAAGUGAUAUGGACGAGCUGUUUCUUCAUAUGACUUUAAGGGGACAAGAUUUAGAGGUUUAAUGUAUGUAAUGCCGCUGUUAUUCGGGGGUUUUCAUGUUUGUUAAUACUCGCUUGAAAUGGUUUUCUGGACUUUGGCUUUUUCUAGAUUGGUGACUACAGCAUGGUGCAUGAUGUAUUCGCUCUAAAUAGCUUUGGGAAAUGCUUAUUUCAUUAAUGUGCAAAGACCAGUAACCCAUGGACCUGCUAAGUUCACUGUUAAUAACUCCCAAAUCAUUUUGCUGUUAUGCUCCCUCAGGUUCUUUUUCUUUGCAAGGUUUUGCUUAUUAUUUUAUUUUUUAAUAUACUGUUUUAUAUAUAUAUAUAAAUAAAUAAUAUGGUUAUUUUGUGCAGAUGUACUAUAUAUUGUACUAAUGUACUAAUAUUUUAGUGCAGAUGUUUGUUUUUUUUCGUUUGGAUGUAUAAUGGAUUCUUUUUUCUUUUUUUUUCUUUUUUGAUGGAUAUCAGGAUGAAUUGGUGUACAAUGAGGGAAAUUAUAGAAUGUGUGACCCAGAUUCGUUUUAUAAAUAAGAGAUAAUGAAACUGUGCAGAAUAAAAAGGGGUAUAUACACACAGCAGUUAAAUAAAGUAUAUAUUAUAACAUGUAACUUUAAUCCCCAGAACAGCUUUUUUUUUUCUCCAACAUGCUGAAAAACUAUCGAUACAUUAUAUAAUUGCUUAAAAUUUCCAAUUUCUUUGUGAUCCAGUCUUUUUGUCAAGUGUCUUUGGUGACCACAAACAUAAUUUAUCAUGAUCUGUUGCUUGGAUGGACAAUGAGUUGUAUCGAGAAAGCCUUUUUUCUUUUGUGGAUGGUUUGAUUUAUUUUGCUUUAUUUAAUGUAACUGUGCACCCUGACAAUAAAUACAAUUUUCACUGAAAA